AUGGCUUUGAAAACGACUUGGCCAAUAUGCACAACAUGCCAGACGAUUCCUUAUACAUUAUUCCAGAAUGGAAAGAUCAGCCACCCUUACCCGUUCUGGUCGAGCUUCUCUGAAUUUGCGAAUUCUGCUUCGAGAGGUUGCCAUACAUGCAUUUUACUAUACGAAGCUGUCCGAGAGCCUUUCAAACAUCGAUUGGAAGGGCAACCAAUAUUCCUGGAACGCGCAACUAUUGAUACUGGUGAUACCGAAGCUGUAGCCUUGACAGUGAAUCUUGCCUCUCUGUCCGAUCACAGUACUUUGGUAGACGAAUUCUUACGGAAGCACGCUGAAGAUAAACUUUCUGCCUUCAAAUAUUUACCAAUUGCUGAUGUUAAACAUGUCCUGGAUGCUGGAGAGGUGCCUGAAGAUGCACGAAAUUUCAAGGAUCUUAUCAGCUCGUAUGAGGAGAGCGAAGGGGCGGUUAGAUAUAUCAAGCAAUCCAUGAGUCACUGUUUAGAAAACCACAAGUUAACAUGCGAUCGGGUGAUGUUUCCAAUCUCAUCCGCUGCGUCACAGCGACAAAAUGCAGUUAACAUUGUAUCCGGACGCAAUGGAAUGGUAAUGGCGCCAACUCGCCUCAUUUAUGUGGGUUCCCAGGAUAGCGGCGAUUUUCCAAGACUCGUUGAUGGGCAGGAAUGUCUGUAUAAAGGCGGGUAUUUGAUUCUCAGCUAUUGCUGGGGAAUGACACCUAAAGAUGCACCAUGGCAAUUGAUCACUACAACUAUGCCGCUCUUUGCGACAGAGAUUCCACUCAGAAUUCUUCCACAAACCCUUCAUGAUGCGAUUAUGUUGACUCGCAAGCUGGGAGAGCAUUACAUCUGGAUCGAUAGUAUGUGUAUUCUUCAGGACUCAACAGAGGACUGGCAAUUUGAGGCUUCUAAUAUGGCUUCCAUCUAUGGAAGUGCUGUUAUGACUCUCGUAGCCGCAUCUAGCUCAGUAUAUGGUGGUAUGACGGAUCGUAGAAACCCAUUACGAAACAGCGCUGCUAGUCUCGAUUUACAAGAUAGUUCCUCAAAAUCAACCGUCUAUAUAUUGCCAAACGGACAGCCUCGGAACACACCACCACCUCCACCGACCGAUAGUAGAGGUUGGUGCUACCAGGAAUAUUUACUUUCCAGCAGACUAGUAAAGUUGACGCAAAAAUCUAUAAUAUGGCAAUGUCUAGGCGACAAAAGCAACCCCAACACCCGAUCACAGGGUCUCGAACAACUCAUCCAGCAUCCUCCAUACAGAUGGUACACACUUUGGUACCGCUUGAUAGAGCAAUACUCCAACAAAAGCCUAACAUACCCAAAAGACAGGCUCCUCGCAUUUUACGGUAUCGCAUGCGAUAAAGCAGGCAGUGCAUACCUUGCCGGAAUUCUCAAAUCUGAUCCUUGGGCAAGUCUACUUUGGUGUCGCGAUGAAAACCAAAUACAGCGACGGCCGGGCCAUAGAUGCAAGGAAUAUGUUGCGCCUUCGUGGUCUUGGGCAAGUAUUGACGCGCCUGUGCUUUUCUAUGAGGCAAAUGCACGACAUUGGAGAAAACCACAACUUGGCGCCACGCUUCGAGAUCCUGAACUCGUUCAUGCGGAGGCGCAGCCUGUUUCUUAUUUCAGGACAGGUGCUGUAAAAAGUGGGAGUGUUGAGAUAUCAGCAUAUAUUGUUAUGGUUCGCACAGCACCUGUCGAGCCGCUUUUAUUCAAUACCAGGCAGGGCUCUCAUACAUACGGGAGACGAAACUGUGUAGAUCCGCUUACCGGUGAUGCACUUGGAUUGAUUGUUUUCGAUGUUGCGGUAGAGGCAAAGGAUGACAUGUUACUAUGCUGUGCGCUUUUGCAGACGGGGAAUAUGGAUUUGUGGGAAAAGAACGGUAUGUCUGGACUUGGCUUGACAUUGAGAGUGAAAGGAGCGACCGCGGAACACUGGAAGUGCACUCGAGUAGGAUAUGUCCAAUUCACAUCUGCGUUUGGGAAGUAUGCGCAAAAGUGUCGCGUAGAAAUUUCGUAA
Molecule: messenger RNA, 2028 nt
Organism: Botrytis byssoidea
Lineage: Eukaryota; Fungi; Ascomycota; Leotiomycetes; Helotiales; Sclerotiniaceae
Exons: 2
Coding region: 1-2028 (675 amino acids)
Source: RefSeq, a predicted model, not a curated record